AAUGUAACUCUAAACUCCAUUCAUGGUAGAUUCCUGAGACAAGUUAGUUUAUAUUUACUCGAUGAAGCAUCUAUGAUACCCAAACAUGCUUUGAGUGCCAUUGAUAAGUUAUUACAAGAUAUUUGUAAUAAUAAGUUUCCUUUUGGUGGUAAAGUUAUUCUUAUGGGUGGAGAUUUUCGACAAAUACUUCCAGUUGUGAAGAGAGGUCGACCAGCAGAUGUUGUAGAAUCAUGUAUAAAGUGUUCUGAACAUUGGCAAUAUGUGCAAAGGUUUUCAUUAACUGAAAAUAUGAGGGUUCAGAUAGGAGAAGAGGAAUUUUCUCAAUGGCUUUUAAAGCUUGGAAGUGGAACAUUACCUGUCAAGCCUGAAGAUCCUUUGCAAGGGUGUAUUGAAAUACCUGAGCAGUGUUUUCUCAAUGAUAAUGAAUCUAUUGUGGAAAAGAUUUUUGGUGGUGCAGAAGAAGCUGAUUAUGCAAAACGUGCUAUUUUAACACCAACAAAUGUUGAUUCAUUGGCAAUAAAUGAAGAAGUCCUUCAUCGAUUACCGGGUGAUGUUAAAACUUAUUUAAGUUCAGAUAGCAUUGAAACUGAUGAUCAUAAUGAAAUUUAUAAUUUUCCAGUUGAGUUUUUAAAUACUUUGACUCCAUCAGGUAUGCCUGUUCAUUGCCUAAAGUUGAAAAUUGGUGCUGUUAUAAUGCUACUUAGAAAUUUAGAUCUCAAAGGUGGACUUUGUAAUGGAACACGUUUGAUGGUGCGUGCACUACACAACAAUUACAUUGAUGGUGAGGUUCUAACAGGUGUAUCAGCUGGUAACAGGGUAUUUGUUCCUCGAGUUCAAUUAGCUCCAUCAGAUUCAAAUUUACCUUUUACACUUAAACGUCGUCAAUUUCCAGUUAGGUUAGCAUACUCAAUGACCAUAAAUAAAAGUCAAGGUCAAACAUUUGAUAAAGUUGGUGUUUAUCUCAAAAAGCCUUGCUUUUCACACGGCCAAUUAUAUGUUGCAUGUUCAAGAACAAAAUCUUUUAAUAGUUUGUUUUUUAAAGUUGAUAAACAUGCAUUACAAGGUAGUAGAUUUCCUGUUAUAACUGGUUUAAAAAUUGUUAAUCGUUAA
Molecule: messenger RNA, 1110 nt
Organism: Hydra vulgaris (swiftwater hydra)
Lineage: Eukaryota; Metazoa; Cnidaria; Hydrozoa; Anthoathecata; Hydridae
Source: RefSeq, a predicted model, not a curated record